UUUGGUGUUGCGAACUCGCGCCGGGGCCUCGAACUUUUCGGCAUCGCGAGUGUCGCGAACGACGACAAUGCGCUUGCGGGAUCGCGUCUCCCGCCUCGCAGCCAUCGACAGAAUCAUGGGAUGCGCGCUCUCGUGAUCAGCAGGUUCCGAUUCGAACUCGGUGACUCGAGCGGCAAAUGCAGUUUCUUCCCGUUGCACAGGUCAGGCAAUUCGCUGCGACGAGAAGUCAUGCAAUUCGGUGACGCAUGCGACGAUUUCCAUUCGGCGUCAUUGGCUCUACGUCCUUGAGAUCCGUGGCACACUGCAGGUCCGGCUCCGUGCUGGCGAUGGGGGCAUGGGUCGCGGAGCAUGCGUAAGGCAUCUGCUUUCUUUACGGCCUCGUGUGCCUUCGAUUGGAUGCACUCUCAGAUAUGCUCUCCGGAUAUCAAUGUCGCAAGAUCGUCUGAAGGCGGAGUUUGAAUGCCUGUGACGAACGGCUCGUGCUGUUGGGGUUUCUGUCGAGUUUCACGACUCCGAUCGACCAAGAAGAGCUUCAUAUUUCGAGCACUCUAAUCUACUCCAAAAUGUCUCGGCCAGAGGAAGCGGAGAGUGGCAGCAAGCCAUCAUCUCAAGUCUCGUGGAUGGAAAAAGAGAAGGAACUGACGAGUGGGUUUGAACUACAAGCCUUUGAGACGCUAGAGAGGGAGUUUCAGCAGGUGUUGUACGAGCUUCAAACGGACCCAUCUCUGGACAAAUUUCGAAACGAAUAUGAGAAACUUCAUCGAGCUCUCAAAAAAUCUCAUGAGAGCGAGAAGCGCUUGAUCAAAAAGUGUCGGGAACUGAAUUCCGAGAUUCAGACGAACACCGCGAAGGUCCAGACUGCUCUCACGAAUAGCGAAGAGGAUCAGCUUUUGAUUCUCGACUUGCGAGAGGAGAUCGGGAAGGCAUGGAAGAUGGUCGAUGCCACCCAAGAGAAAGAAGCGAAAGCGAAGGAGAAUAUCCAAGCACUCAAGCAAGAGAUCGCCAAUCUGAGCGGGAUCGUGGAUCAAAAUGUGACGUUUGCUGUCAGCAAAGACACGCAGGUGGGAAGCUUGGAAGACGAGAAAUUAGAACUCGUCAGAGAGCGAGAUCGUCUUCUCGCCACAUCAUCCGAAUUGAAGAAAGAACUUGCAGCUUGGGUUUCAAGAGUGAGGAUCUUGGAGGAAGAGAAGGUGACCUCCGAGAAUGACCUGGCCACUGUGAAAGGCCAUCUUCACGCAAAGAGGGCAGAAUGUGACAGGGAGUUGAGAAGAAAAGAGAGGCUUGAAAAAGAUGUAAAAGAGUUGAACCACUCGAUAGAAACCAAUCACGAGCGCUACAAACAAAAGGAGUUAGAGCUGGCUCAAUGUCUGGAGCAAAACGCUAAAACGGAAGCCUUGCUUGAAGAGGAAAAACAUGCUGUCGAAAAGUCUUCAAAGCUGAUUGACCUCCUGAAUACCAAGAUUGUGAAGUUGCAAUAUGACUUGGAAGAACAGCUCAGAUUCAACACGCAGCUCUUAUCUGAAAAUAGCGAAAGAAUGGUGGAAAUGAGGAUGAGAGAAGAUGAAAUCACAACAGUGAGAGAUGAGGUUGUAAAAGUCAGAAAGUUACGAGAUGCAACGAUGAACAAGCUGAAGGUCACAGAAGCUCAAAAAGCGGAAAUUGAGCAGCAAAAAGAGGACCUUCAAGGUCAAAUCUCUCAGCUGGAGAAAGAAAAGGAAAUACAACGCAAGCUGUCAGAAUCGGACAAGAAACGUUAUGAAGAAUCAAUUCGAGAACGGGAUGUUUUGACCAAGAUGAAGGCUCAGGCGGAGGAUUUGUCGAGUAAGCAUGCCGACACGUUGAGGCUCAAGGAGACAAUAAUUAAGAACUUAGAAUUAGAGCUCCAACAAUAUCGAGAUCAUGCAGCCGCUCAGGAUCAUGCUAUUGAGCAUCUUGAAAGAGAACGUCGGAAAUGUGCAGCCGAAGUUUCUGACGCGACAGCAAAGUACAUGAAGGUACUAGAUGCAAUGCAGGCAAAGGAGUUGGAGAUAUUAGAGGGCCAGAAGAUAGUUGAAGCUAAAGAUUUGGAGAUUAAACAGCAAAAGGCACUCUUUGAAGUCGUACGUACAGAGAAGAACAUUUACAGCAAGCGUUUGGUUGACACACAAGACGAGAUCAAUCAAGCCAAACGCAAGUUGCAGAUUUCAACUCAGAUGGUGCAGGCUUUGAAGGAUAAGCUUGCAGCCAUGGAUGGACGAAUCGAGAAAGGAGCAUCAGAAAUAAUUAAGGUCGAGAAGGAAAAGGAGGUUCUAAAUGAGAACCUCAGCCAAAUCCAGGGAAAGGUCAAGAAUGCUCAGGCCAAAAUUGCAACUUAUGUUUCUAAGAUACAGACCCACGACGUUCUUGUAAAUCAGGCAAACGACGAAACAGUUCGAUUGAAGAAAGAGUAUACAAUGGUUAAGACGGAACGCGACAUGUUGGCAGCACAGCUGACUCGGAGAGAUGACGAACUGAAAGAGGUGUACGAGAAGAUCAGAAUUCAACAGUCUACCCUUGAUAAAGGCCGGGUGCAGUACUUAGAUCGGCUCGAUGAGCUUCGAACUCUUAAAUUGAAGUUGACUGAUCUCAAACGCGAGCAGGCGAUCUUGUCAGGAUCGCUGAAGAGCAUCAGCAUUCUUAAGCGAGAGAUCAAUGGCCUGAAUCGUGAGCUUUUGAGGGAGAAACUGAAGGUACGCAUAAUGACUGAAGAGUUGGAGACUCCUCAGAACAUUCACCGUUGGCGAACUCUGGAAUCCACGGAUCCUACCGUCUACGAGAUGAUCACUAAAGUGCAAACCUUGCAGAAACGCCUCAUCGUGAAGACAGAAGAGGUAACACAGGCUUGAAGGGUCGGCCUGAUUCCAUGAACACAAAUGAGCUUAAUCUUCGAUUGCUGAAACUUCAAGCAGCCUACAAGACACUCGGUGUAAAAUUUUUCCACCCAUGUGAUCGGAACCACGGCUGGAAUUAGUGUGGUCCAACAUGUGGUCUGGAUAAAGUUGAAAGGUUACGUCCUCAGGAGCAUGAAGGUGGUCGAAAAAGAUUUGCUGAUCAAGGAGAAAGAAAAAUUGUACAUUGAGUUGCAGAAAAUUCUGGCUCGCCAGCCUGGACCAGAGGCUGCACAGCAGUUGAACAAUCUAACCAGAAAUCUCAGCGAGAAGACUCGGCAACUGAAAGCCAUGUCAUCUGAGCUUUUUCUUUACCAGACCCGAGUGAAGGAGCACAAGUCUGAGAUCGACGAGCUCAGAGAGCAGCUUCAAGUGGCCAAGCGGAGAUACAUCGAGCAGAAGGAGAAGGAGAUCUUGGAAAAGCAAAGGGACAAGACUCUGGCUCCAACAGCUCCCAGAAACCCCACACCGAAGAAGCCUCUGAGGCCUGCCUCGAGGGGAUCAGUCAAAAAGACUGCUAGCUAAUGAAGUUUCGUCGUUUGGUUGUGUUUGUAUUGUUUGAAUUGAAUUGGAGAGGGUUGUUUUCUGUACAUAGUGCCUGUAUUUUAUAUUCAGCCCCUUUAAAAAUUUGCGUCACAGAGUGUAGAACAUUGUUUAAUCGGUUUGAGGACAAUAACUUUCAGUUUUAGACGAACUCGGGAUUCUUCCAAGCGCCUGCACUAGCGCAGAUUAGUGCCUGCAUGGGACGCAUUGCUGUUCCCUGCGAGUUGUAAAUCUGGUUGGAACUUGAGUUCAUAUACGCAUCGGCAUUUUGACCGAAGUUUUGUUUC
Marchantia polymorpha subsp. ruderalis is the source of this 3736-nucleotide messenger RNA. Lineage: Eukaryota; Viridiplantae; Streptophyta; Marchantiopsida; Marchantiales; Marchantiaceae. The record is from the annotation of a GenBank genome assembly.